Messenger RNA from Carassius gibelio (silver crucian carp), 1446 nucleotides. RefSeq names its product zinc finger BED domain-containing protein 4-like. The transcript is spliced from 4 exons. The record is from RefSeq and is a predicted model, not a curated record. Lineage: Eukaryota; Metazoa; Chordata; Actinopteri; Cypriniformes; Cyprinidae. The coding region runs from base 79 to 1446 and encodes 455 amino acids. Gene Ontology annotation, molecular function: DNA binding.
GAGGCUCCACAGAAGAGAUGCCGUAAAUCUGUGGUGUGGGAGCAUUUCCAUUUGGAAACCCCAAAUAAAGUGAGAUGUAUGUAUUGUGAUAGGCAGCUAGCCUACUUCAACAAUACAUCAUCCAUGAUGCGCCAUUUGAGGAGCACUCAUCCUGCCAUUUUGCAGUGUGCAGAGGAUGGUAACAUUCCCCCUGUACCUAGGCCUGCUACUGACACUGCUGGGCCAUCUAAACAAGGCAGACAGAGGGAAUUGGAUGAGGCUCUUGUAGACAUGGUGGUAAAGGAUUUGCAGCCCUUCACUAUCGUGGAGGAUGAGGGUUUCAUGGCUUUUGUGAACAAACUUGAUCCAAGCUAUGUCCUCCCAUCCCGGAAGGCACUUAAAACGAUGGUAACCGAAAGGUACAACAUUUCUAAGGAGAAGACAAUGGAGGACCUAAAAAAGGCAGAUUUUGUUAGCCUUACAGCUGACAUGUGGUCCUCCAUUAAUAUGGACGGAUACCUUGGUGUUACUUGCCACUACAUAACACCAGAGGCAAAGCUGGCAACUGUUGUACUGGGUGUAAGGAGGUUUUACCAAACACACACAGCCCAGCAUCUCAUGGAGGCUAAAGCUUUGCUAAUGGCCGAGUGGGGAAUAACCACCAAAGUUCAGUGUAUGGUGACUGAUAAUGCAUCCAACAUGAUCUUAAGUGCCCAGCUACUGAACCUUCGGCAUGUCCCAUGUUUUGCCCACAAUUUAAAUUUAAUUGUAAAAAAGGCCCUAGAUCAAACCCCACUCAUCAAUGAAAUACGACAGAAAGCCAGAAAGAUAGUGGGGUUAUUUAGAUCCAGCUGCAAAGCAAAGGACAAGCUUGUGGAGAUGCAGAGCUUGAUGGGCAGACCAGCUCUGAAACUGAUGCAGGAGGUGGACACAAGAUGGAACAGCACUUACACCAUGUUGCAGCGCUUGUAUGAGCAACGAGAGCCAGUGGGUGCAGCGCUAUCAAAUUUAAACAGUGAUACUGCUCCGCUGACAAGUUUUGAGUAUAACAUUAUACAAGAAUCAUUGUCACUACUGCAGCCUUUCAAACUCGCAACGACAGAGUUGUCAGAGGAACAGAGAGUGUCUGCUUCAAAGCUCAUACCACUUUACAGGAUGUUGCAGCACAAGCUAUCGCAGAAAAAAGGCUGCACACACCUGCAAGAAGGUCUGCACUCAAGAUGUGGUGGGUACGAGUCAUUCAGAGCCUUGGCUCUGGCUACACUGCUGGACCCAAGGUUCAAAAAUGUGGGUUUUGGAAAUCCUGCCAAAGCCCAGGAGGCUGAAAAGCAGAUCACACUGGAGUGUGCUUCGCUGAUGCGUUCAAACACAGCAACUCAUGCCACAGUCAACAUCAGGCCCAUCAUCAUCAUCAUCAACAACAACAUCAACAACAGAAACCCAGGACAGUUUAUGGGAACUUUUUGA